UUGGGCGCGGUCGAGAUGCGAGGUGCUCUGACGCCGUUGGCUUGGGGUCAAGCCGAGGCAACGCCACAGCAAAUUUCCAUCAAUCAGCACGCUUGUCUGACGGGCAUUAUUUCUUCUUCCAGAAACCAUGCAUACAGAUGUCACUUCCCGCAGUGCCCAAGCGUUUCUUGGCUUGACCAGGAUUACAAUGGCGAUAGGUCACGCAUGGCAUGUUGUUCGAGUGGCUUCGGCUGGGUUGAAUCCUGAGAACUACUUACGAC
This is a messenger RNA of Aspergillus sclerotioniger CBS 115572, 260 nucleotides long. RefSeq lists its product as uncharacterized. The record is from RefSeq and is a predicted model, not a curated record. The transcript has a single exon. Bases 16 to 246 code for a protein of 76 amino acids. NCBI's taxonomy places the organism in Eukaryota, Fungi, Ascomycota, Eurotiomycetes, Eurotiales, Aspergillaceae.